CGAGCAUCGCAUGACUGGGAGGAGGAUUACAGAAGAUACACGUCUGCUUCUUACUGUAACUGUAGAAAAAUUACAUUGUAAAAGUAUUUGUCAGUUAUCUUAGCAAAUGCAUUAUUAAUAAGCUAUUUUAUUCGCUGGCUGCUAAAAAAAAAGUAGGCCUUGAGUUUUUUGUUUAAAGUGAAAUCGAAGAGCGGUUUCCGGGAAUUCCGCGACUGAAACAUGGAUUUCGUUCUCGGCGGAGCCGCUGCGUGUGGCGCCUGCUUUUUCACAAACCCUCUGGAGGUGGUCAAAACGAGAAUGCAAUUGCAAGGAGAGCUGAAAAGCCGAGGAACCUACCAAGUGUAUUAUAGAAAUGUGUUUCACGCCUUCUACACGAUAGGCAAAAUAGACGGACUGGCUGGUCUUCAGAAAGGUUUGGUCCCCGGGUUGGUUUAUCAGUUUGUUAUGAAUGGGGUCCGGCUGGGGUCUUACGCCAUCAUCGAGUCAUUGGGCUACAUUCACACGGACGGAAGGGUCAGCGCUACCAAGAGCAUAGUGUCCGGGGCCAUCGCCGGUGUGGUGGGCGCUGUAAUGGGGAGCCCGAUUUACCUGGUAAAAACACAUCUCCAGUCUCAAUCCACUUCCUCUAUUGCAGUUGGACACCAGUAUAAGCACAGGGGAAUGAUGCAUGCUCUAUUGGCCAUCCACAAACAGCAUGGAAUUCUGGGUUUGUGGAGGGGUGCAAGUGCGGCAGUCCCAAGGGUCAGUGUGGGGUCAGCUGCUCAGCUCUCUACUUUCUCUGCCUCUAAAGAGCUGGUCACUGACCUACAGGUGUUCUCUGAGGGCAGCUGGUUAAUAGCUCUGAGUGCUGGUAUGAUCAGUAGUGUAGUGGUUGUAUUAGCUAUGACUCCUUUUGAUGUGGUCAGCACUCGACUCUACAACCAGCCUGUGGACCAUGUGGGCAAGGGCAUAUUGUACCGAGGUUUUGUGGACUGUUUCUCUAAGACGUUGAAGAAGGAAGGCAUGUCUGGUUUGUAUAAAGGUCUCGGAGCCUCCUACUUCCGCAUCGGACCUCAUACCAUCCUUUCCCUACUUUUCUGGAAUGAAUUGCGCACUUUGUACCAUAGCUACAGUUAGCGUCUCGCUAUUGCCUGCAACAGCAAAAUAUCAAUAGUGUUUCCCUGAUUUGGUAAUUAAAGAAGCAAUCGAGCACUAAGGUACGAAAGGUGCUUGCUAUAUUGUGAAUAUAGUCACAGCUAAAAGGUGUCAUUAGACACAACGUGCAGCAGAGUGCUCAUUACUUUUAUAAAAUAGUUACUACAUACUAAAUAUAUAUUUUUUAUUCAAACAUUAUUUUAUUAAGCAUUCAUAUGGCAGCCUUCCACUAGAAGAUUUAGGUAGCCAGGACUGGAAUUUAAAUUUUUUCAAAUAAAAAUAAAUAAAUAAAACUCAAUUACAAUGUACUGUAUGUAGCAGGAUGGAAUAUUUACUUGAUCAUUAUGUUGUUAUACAAACACACUCCAGUGAAUAUGCAUAUGGUUUUAUAGAGGCAGAGCACAUGUACACUUCUGUUUAAUUAUGCAAAUUAAGUUAGUGAAUUCCUGGUUCUGAUUGGCUUCACAUGUUCCAAGGGCAUUGAUUGUUAACUGAAUGAUUAAUUUGCUAUAACUACAAAGUAGUACCAACUUAUUAACCACAUUACAGUUCAGGAUGACUUCAUCACAUUUUUUUUCUGAAGUUUUGCAUCUUGGGAAAGAUACUUAAUUGAUAGCAUAAGGAAGCAGUUUUGCA
Messenger RNA from Sinocyclocheilus grahami, 1770 nucleotides. It is a transcript of the gene slc25a35, whose product is annotated as solute carrier family 25 member 35. The transcript has 5 exons. The coding region runs from base 220 to 1116 and encodes 298 amino acids. NCBI's taxonomy places the organism in Eukaryota, Metazoa, Chordata, Actinopteri, Cypriniformes, Cyprinidae. The record is from RefSeq and is a predicted model, not a curated record.